Molecule: messenger RNA, 835 nt
Organism: Lontra canadensis (Northern American river otter)
Lineage: Eukaryota; Metazoa; Chordata; Mammalia; Carnivora; Mustelidae
Gene: CD320
Product: CD320 molecule
Exons: 5
Coding region: 7-783 (258 amino acids)
Cellular component (GO): plasma membrane
Molecular function (GO): protein binding
Source: RefSeq, a predicted model, not a curated record
CGCUACAUGGCGCAGGGCGGAGUGCGGCGGCCGGCAUCCCUGGGCCUGGCGCUGCGGCUGCUGCUCGGCUUCGGGCUGGGCCUGCAGGCAGCCCCGACCCCGGUGCCGACCCAGUCCUUGGCCCAGGCCCCAGGCUCCUGCUCGCCCACCAGCUUCCAGUGCCGCACGAGUGGCUUCUGCGUGCCCCUCACUCUGCGCUGCGACGGUGACAAGGACUGCCCCGAUGGCAGCGAUGAGGAGGACUGCAGGAUCAAGCCUUGUGCCCAGGACGGAGAGUGCCGGCCACCCACUGGCAGCCCCUGCCCUUGUGACAACAUCGAUGACUGCCCAGAUGGUAUCGUUGAGAACAGUCACAACUGCAGUUCCCAGCCCUGCCUGGCGGGGGAGCUCCGCUGCCUGCUGGGUGGUACCUGUGUCCCACACACGUGGCUCUGUGAUGGCCAUCCUGACUGUCCCGACUCCAGUGAUGAGCUUGGCUGUGGAACUGAGACCCUCCAGGAAGGGACUGCCACAUCCAUGGGGACCCCCAUGACCCCGCACAGUGUCCCCUCUCUCAGGAAUGUCACAGCCACCCCCACUGGGGACGAGGACUCCGUCCAGUCUGGAAACCGGAGUGCUUGUGGGGUUAUCGCAGCUGCGGUGGUGCUCAGUGCCGGUGUGGCUGCCAUCUCCCUGUUCGUGCUGUCCCGGCUCUGUGCCCGGGGGCGCCUGCACCCGCUGGGGCUGCUGGUGGUCGUGAAGGAGUCCCUGCUGCUGUCAGACAGGAAGACCUCGCUGCUCUGAGGACGAGCUCUUGCCACCCAGGCUCCUGGUCCCAGAGCGGCAGCAGCUCUGG